Molecule: messenger RNA, 1053 nt
Organism: Cyphellophora attinorum
Lineage: Eukaryota; Fungi; Ascomycota; Eurotiomycetes; Chaetothyriales; Cyphellophoraceae
Exons: 1
Coding region: 1-1053 (350 amino acids)
Biological process (GO): protein N-linked glycosylation
Cellular component (GO): Golgi membrane
Molecular function (GO): glycosyltransferase activity
Source: RefSeq, a predicted model, not a curated record
AUGGGUCGUUUCCCACGCCCUGUUCUGCUUCUUUUGCCCACAACAGUGUUCAUUCUGGUAUUGCUGAUUGUUGCAGAUGAACGAAGUCUAUGGCUUUGCAGUAGCUGCUGCUAUGCUUCAGACGAAGUUGCCACCGCCCCCUCCGCCGCUGCUACCGAUGGAUCGCAACAGCAUGUCCUGGACGGCGGACCUCGCAACGCCACCAUUGGCAAAGCUACCAUGCUUUACGGCCAGCAGAAUCCUGUGUACGAACGAGCCCUGCAAACGCAUCUACAGCAUGCCGAUAUGCACGGCUAUCCCGUAUUCAUACUCCGGGAGAAGCUGCUCGGUCGCCUUUGGACCAAAGCAGCCUAUGUUCUGUCAAUCAUACUCAAUGAGCUGCAGAAACCGACUGCAGAACGGCUCCAGUGGCUGUUCUGGUUUGAUGCAGACACUGUCCUCUUGAACCCAUACCUGCCGUUGGAGAUGUUUCUGCCGCCUUCGCCAGAGUUCGACCACAUUUCCUUCAUGUGUGGCGUCGACCACAAUGGUCUCAAUGACGGAGCCUUCCUGAUACGGAUCAACGAGUACUCGCUACAUCUCAUGGCGGCUUCGCUCACCGUGGAGAGUUUUAGACCCGAAGUCGAUCUCAAAUACUCCGUCCAGUCCGCGGAAGAACAUAUCAUUAGCUCACACGACAAAAUUAAUCCUCAGCAGAGCAACUUCACCUACAGCGACGGCUACGCAAGGGUCCCACAGAGAUGGUUCAACGCAUAUAUGGGUCCCAGGACUUUUGCAGGGGAGGUCAAAUCCAACAGGCAAAUCACGGGCAACAGCGUCCAUGAGGGAGAUUUGCUCGUGCAUUUUGUUGGCGGUGCGACGCCAGAAGUCAAGGUGAAGCGUAUGAAGAAGUUCCUGGAUGCUUUCAAGACUACGAAAGAGGCCUGGGAAAUUCCCGCAAACGAGACGGGGAUCGAGCGAGAGGUGCAGGAGUUUUGGAGGAUGUUCGGGAAAGGUCCAGGCGAUCAGCAUGGUGGGAGGAUUAAGUCAGAUAAUGAGAGUGAGGAUCUGUAG